GUAAUAUUAUGCGCCAAAGCAUGGGAAAAUUGUAAACAAAUUCAAAAUUACAUUUUAAGUUAAAUCCAUCCAGUUUGUUUGCAAACAUGGUUGAUAUACAGUUAAGUGAUGCUGAGAAAACAUAUAUAAUUCAUGGUGCUCAGGACAACUUGCGAUUGGACGGUAGAGGUUGCGAGGACUACAGGCACCUUGAAAUUGAGACAAGUGUUGUAUCAAAUACAAGUGGUUCAGCUAAAAUAAGACUGGCAAACACAGAGAUUCUUGUAGGAGUAAAGGUAGAACUAGGAGAACCUUUACCGGAAAACCCAGAUAAGGGUAGACUUGAAUUCUUUGUCGAUUGUUCUGCAAAUGCAACACCCGAGUUUGAGGGUCGGGGCGGGGAAGAGCUAGCAACAGAGAUAAGCAGUAUGUUAUCUAGAGCAUAUGACUGUCCUAGUUGUCUUGAUCUGAAACAGUUGUGCGUGGUGGAAGGAAAACAAUGUUGGGUUGUCUACAUUGAUGUUCUGUUACUGGAGUGUGGUGGAAAUUUAUUUGAUGCAGCUUCGAUAGCAGUGAAAGCAGCUUUAUUCAAUACUUGUAUACCAACACUUACAGUUACGCAGGAUGAAGGCCAUAUAGAACUAGAGCUAUCAGAUGAUCCAUACGAUGUACAAAGACUUGAUGUUAUGCAUGCUCCAUGUAUAGUUACUCUAAGCAAAAUUGGACAUUCCCAUGUGGUAGAUGCCAGUCAAAAAGAAGAGGCAUGCUGUUUAGCCAGGCUGAUGUUGGGCGUUACAAAUAAAGGAACAGUUACAGCAAUGAAGAAAGAAGGGUCAGGGAGUUUAGAUGUAUCUAGUGUUCAAGAUAUGCUCGAGACAGGGAAGAGAGUGGGACAGGCACUAAACAAAAGCUUGAUGGAAGUUUUACUCAGUGAUGACAAAGUUGGGAAAACAAAGAGCCUGACAGGCUUUCUACGAUAAAAAAAAUAUUUAUGAAAUAUGGAUUUUAUUUAUUUGAGUCUGGACAAUGUUUUUUGGAAGUGUCUACGCAUUGUAACUGGAUGCCUAAAUUCUGCAGUCUUGCUUGGUCCCUUUUUGGCCAUGCUUUUCAUUUUCAAUUAGACAUCAAACUAAGACAGUAACUCAUUCAGAAAAAGAAAUUAUCAGAUACCUCUCACACUCACAGACAACCAAGUUACAAUUCGGUUUCUAAGAUAUUCAUAUACUCCUUGUAUUAAUUGGCUUAUUAUCACAAAGUUGUUUAAUAAACGUAUAGCAGUGCAUAGUCACUCAUUUACAUGAUAGCAAGAAUCUUUUCUUUUACACUGGAUACAAAUGGGAAGGCAGGCUCAUCCUACAAUUUCUUUUUUUGUGUGUAUUAGAUGAACAUGUACUUAUUAUGAAACUUACAAAAAAUAUGUUGUAUCAGAUGUAUUUUCAAUCAAGAUUUGUGAAAGGUGCAAUUUAAUAAAUAAACUAAAUGUAUCAGUUGAAUUGUACCGAACAUUUUAACAAUAUUUUCUGUUUGAUAUUAGUCCAUUGCUGGUUGAGUAUUCAGUUUGCCCUUCAUCCAUAAGUCCAUCAUUCAUGGCUGAUCAACAAUGCAAGCUUGGAUUUUAAUUAAUUCAACAUUGCACAAGCAUUCACUAAAACGAGGUAGUGUCUUACCUCCAAGAUUUAAGUCUCAAGUGGCUGUAGCUUUUAUAUGCAUGGAUCAUGGAUGGAUAUUCAAUAAGCUUGGCAUAAGCAUUCACCAAAAGUUGAUGUUUCAAGAGCAAAACUUAGGACUCCUUGCUCUGAAAUUAAGGUCAAGUUGCAAGGUUUCAAGAUUUUAGUUGUGUUCUUUGUUUACUUCACACCUAUAUAAAUCUAACCUAUUGAUAGCUUUUCUUUAUGUCAUAUGAUGAAACAACAGAAGCUAGCAUCGUACUGUGUGAUUUAAAAUGCAUUCACGAUCUAAUAAGUAUACUUUAAAAGCAAAUAUUUUCUCUGGGUCAAAAUUUUGCGAUUUUGCAAUUUUGACUAUGUUUACGAGGUUUAAUAUUCACGAAAUUGUAAAAAUGGUAUCCUACUUUAAUUAGCAUUAUAUUAAUGGUGAAUCUUUACAUGAGGAUUAGUUUUCGCGAGAUGUAGGGCCUCGCGAAUAUA
This is a messenger RNA of Mercenaria mercenaria, 2126 nucleotides long. Its product is annotated as exosome complex component RRP42-like. Gene Ontology annotation, biological process: nuclear polyadenylation-dependent mRNA catabolic process; U1 snRNA 3'-end processing; U4 snRNA 3'-end processing. The transcript has a single exon. Lineage: Eukaryota; Metazoa; Mollusca; Bivalvia; Venerida; Veneridae. Bases 87 to 959 code for a protein of 290 amino acids. Gene Ontology annotation, cellular component: nuclear exosome (RNase complex); cytoplasmic exosome (RNase complex). The record is from RefSeq and is a predicted model, not a curated record.